UGAACCGACUGUGGAUGCGAAGGAGUGUUGGCCGGAGCACGAGCCAUUUUUCACCCUUGCUUACCCCUUUUUGCUCUUUUCUUCGGUUGUUUUGCCUCGCCCUCGUGCUGCUUGUCCUGACAGUAGUGCCUGGCUGCUGUCGAGCGACCAACAGAUCCUCGGGAGGAAAGAGGGCCAACCGGAAGCCGACCGCCGGUGGUGAAGACUCGAGUCGCUGCGGACCUGCUGCACUCUCAUCCCAGCAAAGCCCUGACACCCCUCCCGCCACCUCUUCUAUCAAGUCGUUCCUCGCGCGCCACCGUCGUCUCGUCAAGCCGUCUGCCGCCGCGCCCUCGCCUGUCCUCGGCAGUCUCUUUUCGUCCCGCCAGUCGCCGUCGGUCAACGUGGAUCCCUCUUCCUCUUCUGUGACGGAGCCGUCUCAGAAGCGCCUCAAGACCGCCCAGCCACACACACCAGUCGCCCAGGAGGAGGCCCCCCUGACCGCGCCACUCUCUGUGCGCAUUGACGUGACAGCCAUGGGCAACAAGCUGAGCGCACCGGAGCAGCAGAUGCUCGAGCAGCUCGAGGGCGACAAGCUCGGCCAGGCGCACCUGCUGGAGCCCAUCAAGGAGGACAAGAAGGCGGUCAAGAAGCUGCUGGCCGAGCUGAUCAAGGCCGACAAGGCCUACCCAGGCGGCCUGCAGAACUACAUCGACCGAGCCCGCAAGCUCCUGGCCGAGAGCAAGGCGGGCGUCAACCCGUUCGAGGGCUACGUGCCGGAGAUCCCCGAGGGCGAGAAGCUCGACGUCGGCAGCGCCGAAUUCGCCGACUUUGAGAAGCUGGGCAUGGAGCAGCUGGAGGGAGCGUGCUUCGUCCUGGUGGCCGGCGGGCUGGGGGAGCGGCUGGGGUACCCCGGCAUCAAGAUCGGCCUGCCCGCCGAGACCACCACCGGCAUGACCUACGCGGAGCUGUACAUCAAGUACAUUCUGGCCUUCCAGGCCUAUGCGACCAAGAAGGCUGGCAAGCCCGUGAAGCUGCCGCUGGCCAUCAUGACCAGCGAGGACACCCACGCCCGGACGGUCGAGCUGCUCAAGAAGCACAAGAACUUCGGGCUGCCUGCCGACCAGCUGACCUUGAUGAAGCAGGAGAAGGUGCCGGCUCUGAUGGACAACGAGGCCAAGAUAGCCCCCAAGGAGGACGACCCCUCCGGCAUUCAGACCAAGCCACACGGACAUGGGGACGUCCACACGCUGCUCAACUCACACGGUACGGUCAGUCGGCUCGGCCACACACACACAUGGCGGCUGGCACCGCAUGGCAUGUGUUGUGGUGAUGCGAUGCGUGUGUGACCACUGACUAAUGUGUGUGUGUGUGUGCAGGUCUUCCCCAAAAGUGGGUCAAGGAGGGCCGCAAGUGGGUGGUGUUUUUCCAAGUGAGUCCUCGCGACCGACGCUGUCUGUCCUCACACAAACAAACGCACAGCACAUGGAUGCAGCCAUGCCCUCACCUUUGUGUGUGGAUGGGAUGCCUCUCAGGACACCAAUGGGUUGAUUUUCCGUUCCGUGCCAGCGGUGUUGGGCGUGUCGGCCAAGAGGGACUUCGCAAUGAACAGCGUCACCGUACCAAGGCACGCACAUACGCACGCACGACAACACACACACAGACAUACACAUGUACCGUGCGUCGUGUGUGUGUCCUGCCUGCAGGAAGCCUGGUGAGGCGGUGGGCGGCAUCUGCAAGCUCAAGAAGGACGACGGCUCCUCACUCACCAUCAACGUCGAGUACAACCAACUCGGUACACUCUCUCCCUCCCUCCCUCCCUCCCUCCCUCUCCAUCCACAGAUGGAUGAUGGGAUGCAUUCCCUCUGUCUGUCUGUCUGUGUGUGUGCCUGUUGUGUUGUGCAGAUCCGUUGCUGAAGGAGACGGGCGACAAGCAGGGCGACACUGCCGACCCCGUGACGGGCAACUCCAAGUUCCCCGGCAACAUCAACGUGUUGGUCUUCAAGGCCGACAGAUACGCAGAGACGCUCACAGAGACCAACGGCACCGUGCCAGAGUUCGUCAACCCCAAAUACAAGGUAGGCUGACACUCGACACACACGCACACAUACAUGAUUGGGGAGACGGUCGACCUGACGGACAUGUGUGUGUUGUGUAGGAUGCGACCAAGACGGCGUUCAAGUCGCCCACUCGGCUGGAGUGCAUGAUGCAGGAGUUCCCACGGCUCUUCAAGGACACCGACAAGGUGAGCGGGGAGGGGAGACCGAUACGAUAGAUACCCACACGCAUACGAACACACUAUCGACAUGUGUGUCGUUUGGUGUGGCUGUGCUGGUCCCUUCCUCCCUCCCUCCCUCCCUCUCAUAGGUAGGGUUCACGGAGCUGCCCCGCUGGUACUGCUUCUCGACGGUCAAGAACAACGUCAAGGACGCCGCAGCAAAGGCCAAGGGCGGCCUGCCACCAGAGGCACCCUACACCGGUAGGUACCCGACACACCCACACACAACACCCAGAAGACGCCACACAUAGAUUGGCCGUCCAUGUGUGUGUGUGGGCAGGUGAGAUGGACAUGUACGCCAAUGCCGGCCAGCUGCUGUCGAUUGCGGGCAAGGCUGUGGGGUCAGAGGUGGUGUUGGGCGAGCCAGUGGAGGUGACAUACCUGGACAUCCCCUACAUGAUGGGCCCGCGCAUCGUCCUCAAGCCCAGCUUCGCCGUCUCCAUCGAAGACAUGAAAGAGAAACUCAAAUCCGGCAAGAUCAACAUCUCCGCAAAGUGAGAAGGAAGGAGAGCACAGACAGCCGGGACGGGAGAAUUCUUGUCGAGGUGUCUGUCUGUGUGUGCGUGUGGUGCAGGUCCACAUUGGUGCUUGAGGGUGACAUUGAGAUCAAGGACCUCGAUCUCGAUGGCGCGCUUGUCAUCAAAGUCGCACCUGGUGAUGCCACCGCCACCACCACCACCGCCACCAUGACACACAGAGAGAGACAUUGUGUGUGGUGGUUGUGCUGUGCUGCACUGUGUAGGUGCCAAGGCGAUUGUUGAUGGUCUGAAGGUGAGCAACCCCGGCUGGGAGUUCGUGCCUCUGGAGCAGCCGGACAGCGCCGACACCGCCCUGCAGAUCCGCGGCUACCAGCUCAAGAAAAACGACGCCAAGGAAUACACCAUCAACAAGGGCACAGAGACCCUGUCCACUCCAUAGGCUGGCAGGCAUGGAUCCAUCACACCAAUUCGUUGGUCCGUGUUUCUGAUCUGUGUGUGCCU
This is a messenger RNA of Vitrella brassicaformis, 3237 nucleotides long. NCBI's taxonomy places the organism in Eukaryota, Vitrellaceae. The record is from the annotation of a GenBank genome assembly.